AUGACGUGCGCCGUAGCCCUCAUUACUGUGCAUAUUUCACGUGACCCUCCAGACCCAACUUCUCCAAUCGUCACAGCGGCUCCUCGCUAUCCCUCCAAGCCCUUAACCCGCUCAUUACCGUCACAAUGCCUCAGGAUAUGCCCCCAACGGGGGGGCUACGCUCAAGUCCAGUACAAGCGGAACGUCCCUGCCCGCGGCUUCAAGCCCGCCUACUACAUGAUUGGCAUGCACGUCAUCAUGGCCUACGGUUUCUACAAGUACUUCCAUGGUGUCCGUGAGCAGCGUGAGCUCGCCCGUGAGAAGAUGUGGUCCCGUCUGCACCUCGCUCCUCUCCUCCAGGCCGAGGAGGACCGCGACCAGGUCCGCCGGCACUACGCCGACAAGGCGCGUGAGAAGGAGCUUCUCGGUACCGAUGCCAAGAUCUACAACUCCGACCGCUUUGUCCGCCCUACUUUCGCCUAUACCCCCGCCAAUCUCACUCAAUAGACAGUCUGACAAUGUCACACUUAUCUUGAGCGAUAUUGUACCUCAUUU
Messenger RNA from Penicillium coprophilum, 534 nucleotides. Its product is annotated as putative NADH-ubiquinone oxidoreductase subunit GRIM-19. Bases 1 to 486 code for a protein of 161 amino acids. The record is from RefSeq and is a predicted model, not a curated record. Lineage: Eukaryota; Fungi; Ascomycota; Eurotiomycetes; Eurotiales; Aspergillaceae. The transcript has 4 exons.